Molecule: messenger RNA, 981 nt
Organism: Jatropha curcas
Lineage: Eukaryota; Viridiplantae; Streptophyta; Magnoliopsida; Malpighiales; Euphorbiaceae
Gene: SHW1
Product: short hypocotyl in white light1
Biological process (GO): negative regulation of photomorphogenesis; regulation of abscisic acid-activated signaling pathway
Source: RefSeq, a predicted model, not a curated record
UUAUUCUGAAACUCCAAAUGGCAGCAGUAGUAGCACCUCCACUAUCAUCAUCUCAAUUGUCAUGCACUGCUGUCACUUCCCAACCCACCAAACUCUUGUUUCACUCAUCACUUUCACAACCUCGACACCAAUACUUCCGCUUCCAUAACCUCACCACUCUCUACAGAAAUCCUAACAUCAUCAUUUGCCAUGGAAAGCUAGAUGGUGAAGAGCUUGAGGAGAUUGAUGGUGAAGUUUACUUUGAUGAUAAUGACACCAUCGAAGAUGACAGUGAUGGGGAUGAGACCGAAAGCAGUAUCGAUUUGCUUAUCAGAUUCUUUCAAAGCAUGUUCAAGAAGGUAUCUAAGCGUGCCAAGAAGGCUUCUCGCUCGAUCUUGCCCUCAGUAAUUUCACCCCAAUUGGUUUCCUUUGCUGUUGAUGGGAUUAUGCUAUUGGCUGCACUUUCUAUUGUUAAAGCACUUCUUGAGGUGGUUUGCACCCUCGGUACCACUGUCUUCACUGUAAUCUUGAUUCUGCGUGUCAUAUGGGCAGCCAUUUCUUUUUUCCAAUCAAGCGGGAACACUUUUAACCAGGGUGGAAGUUCCUUCGGAAGCACACAGCCAAUGGCCUAGUAUCCCUAAUGGUCAGACUUCAGAGACUCAGAGUAUUCCCUUUCAAAAAACACACCAAUCCCACAAUUAUCUUGACACGCUAAAAAUAGAAACAGCUAUGAUAAAUUCUGUUAUAUUUGUGAAUAAUAGAAAGGGUAAAUUUGACAAGUUCUUCAAAUAUUCAUGUCAAUUUAUGUGACAUAUUUGUUCCCAAUGGGCCACGAUGGAUUUAGGCUAGUGCGGUUGCUUGGCCGUUGGCUGGUCAAGUGUAAAACACUACGGACAUAAUGUUUGCUUGGAUAUAGGAUCUUGAUGACAAUUUGACUGUUCUAAUGCAGUGUAUUCGUAAAUCUUCUUUGACUUGCAUUUUAAGGCAUAACAUCUUGAAAUA